AUGUCCGGCUCUGUACGUUUCUUCCUCUCCCCCCUCUUGAUUGCUUCUUCGAACUAUACCAUCCUGCUAAAUGGACGUCUGCAACUUCUCAAUCAUGACCAGGAAAGGGGGAAGAUUAUGAUGAAAUAUGCAGACCUGAUCGAGCAGCACGCAGAAGAACUGGCGGCACUCGAGUGCUUAGACGCAGGAAAGCUGUUCUUUCUCAAUAAGAUGAACGAUGUCCCAGUAGCUUCGAACUUGGUCCGAUACUACGCAGGGGCGGCGGACAAGAUCCAUGGCGAGACACUGAAGCUGUCAGGGGAGUUUCAGGGGUACACACUGCGGGAGCCCAUCGGAGUAGUCGGCCACAUCAUCCCUUGGAAUUUCCCUACCAUCAUGUUCUUCUUCAAGGUCGCCCCUGCCCUGGCCGCCGGCUGCACCAUGCUCGUCAAGCCAGCAGAACAGACCCCACUCACAGCUCUCUACUGUGCCCACUUGGCCAAACAGGUGCGAAAUCUGAUAUCAUUCAGCUCUUUCUCACAGAAAAGUCUUCGAUGCUACUACAUAACGACGUCCAUAUCGCAGGCAGGUAUUCCUGAUGGAGUUCUCAAUGUUGUCACCGGUUUUGGAGCCACAGCUGGAGCUGCCAUUUCUUCUCAUAUGGAUGUGGACAAGGUUAGUUUCACAGGAUCUACAGAAGUAGGACGGCUUGUGAUGGAGGCAGCAGCAAGAAGCAAUCUGAAGUCUGUCUCACUUGAACUGGGUGGGAAGUCGCCAGUUAUCAUCUGUGAUGAUGCAGACAUAGACAUGGCCGUCGAACUCGCUCGGACGGCCAUCUUUUACAACAAGGCAUGGAUGGGAGAAAUCUGCGUGGCAGGAUCUCGUGUCUACGUGCAAGAAGGAAUCUAUGAUGAAUUCGUAAGAAAGAUAGCAGAAAGUUGCAAAUCCUGGAUCGUUGGAGACCCUUUCAGUCCCCAUGUUCAUCAAGGACCUCAGGUCGACAGGAAGCAGUUUGAGAAAGUUCUCAGAUACAUCGAUCAUGGGAGAAGAGAGGGAGCCACCAUACUGACAGGAGGAAAGGCCUGUGGUCAGAAAGGGUUCUACAUUGAACCCACAAUCUUCACAGAUGUCAAGGAGAGUAUGCUGAUAGCCCAAGAUGAAAUCUUUGGACCUGUCAUGUCCCUCAUGAAGUUCAAGACAAUCGAGGAGGCGAUUGAGAGAGCCAACGAUACAAGAUAUGGACUGGCGGCUGGGAUUGUGACAAAGGACAUCAACAUAGCCAACCGACUCUCGAGAUCGAUUCGGGCAGGCAUCAUUUGGAUCAACUGCUACUUGGUAUUCGAUAACGAUUGCCCUUUUGGUGGAUACAAGAUGAGUGGAUUCGGAAGGGACAAUGGAAUGCAUGCUUUGGAGAAGUAUCUCCAAGUCAAGUCUGUCGUCAUUCCCAUCUAUGGUUCUCCUUGGCGGUAG
Messenger RNA from Musa acuminata AAA Group (dessert banana), 1449 nucleotides. Its product is annotated as aldehyde dehydrogenase family 2 member C4-like. Lineage: Eukaryota; Viridiplantae; Streptophyta; Magnoliopsida; Zingiberales; Musaceae. The transcript is spliced from 6 exons. The coding region runs from base 1 to 1449 and encodes 482 amino acids. The record is from RefSeq and is a predicted model, not a curated record. Gene Ontology annotation, molecular function: aldehyde dehydrogenase (NAD+) activity.